Messenger RNA from Symbiodinium natans, 2862 nucleotides. NCBI's taxonomy places the organism in Eukaryota, Dinophyceae, Suessiales, Symbiodiniaceae. The record is from the annotation of a GenBank genome assembly.
AUGUCUUUCGGAUGCCUGUCCCCCGUCCCUGCAGCAGAAGUGGCGCGGUUGAGGCUGUGCCGAUGCCGGAGCUCGCGAAUUGUUUACGGCUUUCUUAGUGAGCGGAAUGUGGCUCUGUCAAAGCUGCGCGUGCCAGUACUUGCCGCAGUUUCGUCAGGUCGUGAGGGCAGCCAUUCGGGUCGAAGAUUUAGCCGUUUUGGGGGCAUGAAAGCCGCUAGCAUAGCUUCAGUGUUGGCGGGAAUCAGCUUCAGCACCUGGAGCGUGUGGAAGUCGGCCUCGGACAACUGGGCUCUUCCCCGUGGCACAGGUCUUCCUGAUGCUCCUGGCACCUCUCACACUCACGCAAGCGUGGGCAGUUAUGAGGCUGAGGAUGGCAUCCUGGCAGGACAGGUCGCGGUGGUGACAUGUGGUGCAGCGUCCUCUCACGUGACUUAUGUGGUAAGUGGUAUACGCAAUGGCCCAGACAACAGCGUCACGCUGACAGUCCGCGCAGGAGUACCAGGCAUCCCGCGCUUGUUUCAGAGAUGCAUUCACCACAUGAUGAUCCGCUACAUGAGCCCGAACGAGCGCAACCUGACGAUUCGAGAAGACGAGGAGUCUCCGCUGUGCUUUCCAAUGUACUCGUUCCGUGUUUUACAGCUGGCCGUGCGUCAUCUCCUUCACAACAUGAAGUAUGUGCCGCUUGAUGCAACUACAGAGGGUGCCUGGGUCAAUCUCCGGCGCCUAUCGGUCAAGGACUUCACCUCCAAACCCUUGUCGUUCUGGUACGAUUACUUCCCAUGCCCACAGUUAGAGCACCAGUCCGCUGGCGAGCAGAGCAACUUGGCCCAUGCCAUCAGUAGCAUCCCAGCCUAUGUGGCCAGGAGCAGUUUUUUCUUGGCACUUUGCCCUGUCAUUGACAGCCCAUCCCAGGGCAGGUAUUUUCCGCAAGCACAUGGGCAACAAGGGGAUGGAUUGUCUACCAACCCCCAGCCAGAGAUGCUCCAAGACUUUGCAGAAGUCGGCUUCGAGCCUCGCUUCAGUGGCUCGCUGGUAGCGCACUUCCUUUACGAGAAUGGCUUCGAAAGCGCUCAAACCGCCGACGCUGCAGGCUUCACACCGCUUCACUACGCUUCAGUGCUAGGAGACCCUGCACUGGUGAGAGACUUGCUGAGGGAGCGGGCGGACAUCCACAGGCUUGGCCGGCCUGCGUUUUCGCGAGCCCUGUUCGCCUCCGCGAAUUUGGCUGUCGGCUGCAGCCCGCGCACUGUUCAGUAUUUGCUCGAGCUUCAAGCUGACGUGGACUUCCAAUUCGACUUUAACUAUAUGCGUGUUGCAGCCCGUGCAAACCGUGCAUUGGAGGUGGCUCGGGUGGCCUCACUGGCGAUGCAGUCCAGUGACAGCGAUCAUGGCCGUGAUAAGGCUGGUGUGGCUGCUGAUGAUGAGGAAAAUUACAGAUACGUCGAGUAUGAUGACGGAUACGUCGAGGCACAAAACUUCACAAACCUAUCGGACCUCAUAGUCUGGACCGAGUACCAAUGGCAGGAUCCCACCAACAAGCAGCUGGUGUUCGGAGAGUGGUGCUGUCUAUCCGAUCUAUCCGAUAAGAGGAUUGCGAAGUUCAAGCUCAGGGAUACAUUGACUGAAGGCACGAAUGGCAUCACGUUUCAAGCUCCGGUAAAGGAGGAGGAGAAUCAAAUGUUUUUCUUACGUGGCGAGCAGCGUGCAUACUGUAUCAUGGACAACACUUUCGUGAAAAUGGUGUGCAUCGUCGUCGAAGGACCCAUCAUUGACCGGAUCGUGCUGGAGAAGCAGAAUUUCAAGAAGGGAUUUGCAGAUGGAAAUGUCAGCUCUGAAAAGGACCGGAACUCACUGAUGCUGAGGUACGUAUCAUGGUACUUCCGUUUCAUGCCUGAUGAGCCACAGUCCAGCCUCCAGUGGGCGAGAGACAACAACAUCGAAUUUGUGCCUAUGCUUGGCUACGACGGAGUGCGAACGCUCAGCGGGCGGGAGUGUGCGUUUCUGCCACGCAAGCCAAGUCCGAAAUGCACCUAUGACGAAGUCCGAGACCUCGUGGCUUCCAAUGAUCGGGACCGAAUGCGAUACAUCUUCGGUACAAACGAAGGAUGGAACGAACAUGAUUCCAACAUCACUCCUGCAGAGGCGUUAGGCAUUUGGACUACAUACACACAGCCAGUAUCUCAAGAGCUGGGUCUCAAGUUGUUGGCACCGAAUGUGGGAAAGAGCAAAGUGCAACUUGAUUGGUUCGAGGACUUUCUGAAACAAUGCUGGGACACUUCAGCCUGUGAUGUAGACCUCAUCAAAGGUGUGGUGGUGCAUGAGUACGACUGCCGGGAGUCUUACUGGGUCGAGAACUACGACGAAAGUCGGGGUUUCUUCUUCGCAGACUUGCUGCGCCGGUUAGGCUCAUAUGGAGGUAAAGACUGGUCUUCUUGGCUCAGCUCGCAGGAGAUUUGGGUUUCGGAGACAAGUUGCUUUUGGGAAGACGAGCAGGCGCAUCCCAACUCCGUGGAGCAUUGCAAGUCAAUCACCAGUCAGAAAGCAGCUAGUCACGGGAUGGGUUCACUGCAAUGGUUGCAGAAAAACGCUCGGAUCACGCGAUAUGCGUGGUGGACAGUGGUCUUCACAGAUCCAGCUAUGGCCCAGUCCUACAUGUUGGACACUGGCUUGCGACGGAUUACGCCAGCAGGCGCAGCUGUCAUGAACCCAGAACACUGGACGGAUUCCAAGGAUCGCGCUGCUUAUGAUGAGCAGCUCUGCCUGAAGGCCAGGCAGCUCUAUGCUGAGGAUUAUGAGCUGUUCCGAUUUCCCCGGCCGACAUGCUUGCGAGAUGCUCCUCACGUGACAUGGCCCGCUCUGUAA